AUGGACAUGCUAAUGAAGUUGUUGCCCUACAUGGAUAAACACCUUGCCCUGGGUCUGCUGAACCACUACGCGCAGAACGGCGAGGAUGUGCAAGAUUCUAUGAUAAAGCUGAUCGAGACGACCGGACUGAAUGCUGAUGGCAGCAUCAAGGCAGAGACGGAGGAGAUGAUGGCCAAAGCGACCGCAGCCGCCCAACCGGCGCUGAAGGAGUUCUUCGACCCAUCUGAGGACGACCACUCCACGUACCAGUUUAAGCUUACUGAGACCGAGAUAGGCGAGCGUCGUACGCAGGGUGAGCUGUCGCAUGAGUUCCUUUCCGAGAAAAAGGGCAUCACGGCGGCGGUCAUGAAUGCUGUGUACAGGCUUGCAUACCUCUACUACGACACUGGUGCCUACGGCGACGCCUCAGAGCUGCUGGCGCUGUGCCAGUGUGUGAGUGGCUACGACAGCCUCCGCUCAGAUACGAUUUUGUGGGGUAAGCUGAUGAGUGACAUCGGGGCUGUCAACUGGCAGUCGGCAAUGCGUAUCGCGGAGGAGAUUCGGCGCCUGCACAACGCCAGCGAGGAGGACCUCUUCGGUGCCCCGAACACCACCACGGUACGUGCGCGCGUGUGGUUGCUGCACUGGGUGCUCUUCCCGUUCUUCAAGGGCGGUCUGCAGUACUCGUUGCAGCUGCUGUACUUUAUCUUCGAUCACCGCCACGAUCAGACGUACCGCAAGACCGUUGAGACGGUAUGCCCGCACUACCUACGGUACAUCUGCGCGGCUGUCCUCCUGCACCGGAGUCGUUACAGCAACUUUGUUAGUGCCGCAGAGCUGGUGGAGUCCAUCUACGAGUACUCGGACGCCAUUACCCAGCUGGUGAACCUCAUUCAGAAGGCGUCCUUCGAGGACGCCAUAGCGCUUCUGCCGGAGGUGCGGCGUGUGAUCAGGGAGGACUACUUCCUUGCCGACUACGAGGAAGAGCUCAUUGAGAACGCAAAGCGCAUGAUCUUCAGCAAGUACAUGUCACUGCACUCCGUUGUCUCCAUCUCCUACGUGGCGGAGCAGCUGGACAUGUCCAAGGCGGAUGCCGAGGUAUGGUUGGUCAACCUUAUCAGCGAGUCCGUGAAGCACCGCGCGAAGAUCGACUCAGUGAACGAGCAGCUGAACGUGGAGCCGCAGACGCGUUCGCUGGAGUCGCUCAUCUACGACAAGCUGGACGCCGUUCUACGUUAA
Leishmania braziliensis MHOM/BR/75/M2904 is the source of this 1218-nucleotide messenger RNA. Its product is annotated as putative eukaryotic translation initiation factor. Gene Ontology annotation, biological process: translational initiation. The transcript has a single exon. Gene Ontology annotation, molecular function: translation initiation factor activity. Lineage: Eukaryota; Euglenozoa; Kinetoplastea; Trypanosomatida; Trypanosomatidae. Gene Ontology annotation, cellular component: cytoplasm; eukaryotic translation initiation factor 3 complex; nucleus. The record is from RefSeq and is a predicted model, not a curated record. Bases 1 to 1218 code for a protein of 405 amino acids.